Messenger RNA from Stegodyphus dumicola, 1606 nucleotides. Its product is annotated as COP9 signalosome complex subunit 5-like. Gene Ontology annotation, molecular function: protein binding; metallopeptidase activity. The record is from RefSeq and is a predicted model, not a curated record. Lineage: Eukaryota; Metazoa; Arthropoda; Arachnida; Araneae; Eresidae.
UUUCGUUUUAAACGCCAAAGUGUGAAUUUCAAAGGAAAUCAUUUGAAUUUGAGGCCUUGUUGACACAAUAUACAUAUCUUGUAUCAUUAUAAUCCAACUAUUCAGAUGAAUUAGUUUUAUUAUAAUAAAUUACUAAGGAUUUUCUUUAGGACUAUAUCCUUUAGCGGAUGGUCACUGAUGCCUGAUGUAACACUCAGUCAUCUGUAGUCCUCGCACUGUAUUCGAAUAGCUGUUGUUCCAUUGUUAGUGUAUUUGACGUACGUUAAGCGCUGAAGUUAAACCUCUACGCGAAGUUAAAUAUUUUUAACAUUUACCAUUCUCAGUAACGCAAUGGAAGCUAAUGAUGAUAUUUACCGUUUUGACGGAAAACAACAACAAGAUCUGCUAGCUGCAAAACCUUGGGCUUCAGACCCUCGAUUUUUUAAAGCAGUCAAGAUUUCUGUUAAUGCAUUGCUGAAAAUGAUGAUGCAUGCAAGAACUGGUGGAAAAAUUGAAGUUAUGGGUAUGCUUUUUGGAAAAGUCGCAAUUGGAACAAUGAUUGUUAUGGAUUGUUUUGCUUUGCCUGUAGAAGGUUCUGAAACUAGAGUAAAUGCACAUACUGAAGCAUAUGAAUACAUGUCUACCUUCCUAAAUUCUGCAAGAAAGGUUAAUCGCUUAGAAAACGUUAUUGGAUGGUACCACAGCCAUCCUGGUUAUGGUUGUUGGCUGUCAGGAAUUGAUGUUAAUACUGAAAUGAUAAACCAGGCAUUUCAAGAUCCAUUUCUUGCGAUUGUGGUGGAUCCUGUCAGAACCAUAGCAACAAAUAGAGUACAUUUGGGAGCCUUCCGAACUCUUCCUGUGGAAAUUAUAGCUUCUCUGAAAGAAGAAAUUUCUCCUGAAUACCAGUCAAUUCCUUUAGAGAAAAUUGAAGAUUUUGGAGCUUAUGCUAAUGCAUACUAUUCAUUAAAAGUAUCAUAUUUUCAGUCAGAAUUGGAUUCCAAGUUAAUUGGAGCUAUGUCAACCGAGUCAGCUUCUAACACUCUUAAAUCGCCAAGUAUUUUUACGUAUCCUGGUUAUACAACAGACCAAGUGUUAGACAUAGUCAGAAAGCUAAAAACUUCAGAACAGCAAAUCAUUGAUAAUGAUACUGAUGUUAGGUAUGAUUACGAAAGAAUGGAGCGAGACACUAAUUUGGAAAAAGCAGCAAGAGAUGGCUGCAAAUUGAUCACUGAAGUGAUCAGAGGUAUCAUGACACAAAUAAUUAAAGACCGACUAUUUAAUCAAGUAAAUCUCAAAUAAAUUGUAUUUAAAACUGUUUUAAGACAGUUUAAGAUUGUCUUUCAAAUUUGUAUUUUGAGCUUUUAAAACAGUCAUUUUUGUAUUGUGAGAUUUUAAAACUCAUUUUUAUAUUUUGAGUUUUUUUUUUUUAACUUUUGUAUUGUUUGCCAAAUAAACUUUAUAAAAAUGUGCAUUAUAAAGUUUUAUUUUAAAGUUUGCAUAUUUGUUUCAUAUUUGAUCACAAAUAUUCGAUAAUGAACAAUGUUGAGCGAGUAAAUAAUUUAUAGUAUAUAAUCCUCAUAUAAUUAUGUAUUAAACAAUCCUUAUCAUUAAAGCAUUUUAAAAACUC